UCUACGUGGCUGGAGAGCUAAGCUAGUUAAAAAGAAAUCCAAUGACUGCAAUGUGCAGCUUUUAGUCUUUACAAUUCAGUACAGCAAACGAACUGGAAGAGACAGUGGGACAGCUCGGCAGCAGAUUUAAGUUUAAAAGAAAAUUAAGGACUGUACAAUUUUCUUUUUUUUUUUUUUCCUGGUUUAAAAUUGAGUUGAGCAAUGGAACAUUGCAAAAGGCAUUCUACAGCAUCCCAAGUCAGCUUCCAAGGGCAAUUGCUGGGAGUACUGCUGGCACUACUCUUUGAAGCAGAGAGGAUCCUUGCACCUGCGUAGCGUACUGGGCCUUACCUCUAUACCAAGAUCGAUCAAUGCUGCUGUUUCUGGAUUUACUAGGAGACGUUUUGCCAGGUGGUUUGACUACUCAUUUUUUACAGUACAGUAAGAUGAUGCUACAUAAUACUUGGGGAUGGAUGAUUAACACUAGAGCUCUUUAACUGUAAAGGACUUCACAGAACUACAGAGGUAGGUGCUUAAAAUAAGUGUUCCCCACCACCCCCCACCCCUUUCCAUCAAUUCAAUCCUUUCUCUCGCUCACACUCUCUUGCUCAGAUCAGACAUUCCUGCAACGUAGAUGGAAAAAAGAAUCAGAGUCUUGCUUAAACCGGGGUAGGGCCAGUUCUCCAUUCCGUGCCAAAUCCCAGACGAUGUUGAAUUAUGAACGUGCCACAUCAUGAGUCUCUUGUGGCAGGUAACUGUGCACCGUACCUGGAAUGCCUCCCUGCUUUUUGUAGUCUACCUCAUGGUACGAACGUGGAGUCUGUGUGCAGCUUCUGCCGGACCCCAGAGUUGCCCCUCAGUCUGUUCGUGCAGUAACCAGUUUAGUAAAGUAGUCUGCACACGCCGCAGUCUCAGGGAGGUCCCUCAAGGGAUCCCCUCAAAUACUCGGUACCUAAACCUGAUGGAGAACAAUAUUCAAAUGAUCCAGGCGGACACUUUUCGGAACCUCCACCACCUGGAAGUGCUGCAGUUGGGGAGGAACUCCAUUCGCCAGAUAGAGGUUGGUGCUUUUAAUGGUUUGACCAGUUUGAACACCCUGGAGCUGUUUGAUAACCGGUUAACAGUUAUUCCAAGUGGAGCAUUUGAGUAUUUGUCCAAACUGCGGGAGUUAUGGCUCAGGAAUAACCCCAUUGAGAGCAUACCCUCUUACGCUUUCAAUCGGGUGCCAUCUUUGAUGCGUUUGGAUUUGGGCGAGUUAAGAAAACUGGAAUAUAUAUCAGAAGGUGCUUUUGAGGGAUUAUACAACUUGAAAUACCUUAAUCUUGGAAUGUGUAACAUUAGAGAAAUGCCAAACCUCAACCCAUUAGUUGGGCUGGAGGAACUAGAGAUGUCUGAAAAUCAUUUUCCUGAAAUAAAACCUGGAUCCUUUCAGGGUCUUAAAUCUCUGAAAAAACUCUGGAUUAUGAACUCACAAAUCAACCUGAUUGAAAGGAAUGCUUUUGAUGACCUCACAGCACUGGUGGAAUUGAACCUGGCCCAUAACAACCUGACCUCUUUGCCCCAUGACCUUUUUUCACCCCUGAGAUACCUGGUUGAAUUACAUCUGCACCACAAUCCGUGGAACUGUGACUGUGACAUUGUUUGGCUUUCGUGGUGGCUGCGAGAAUACAUCCCUACAAACUCGACAUGCUGUGGCCGCUGCCACUACCCACCCUACAUGAGGGGCAAAUACUUAGUGGAGGUUGAACGGAGCACCUUCCAGUGUUCGGCCCCCUUUAUUGUGGACGCUCCUCGAGAUUUAAACAUCUCAGAAGAACGAGUGGCCGAGCUCAAGUGUCGCACGGCCUCCAUGUCUUCUGUUAGGUGGUUGCUGCCAAAUGGCACAAUAUUAAGUCACGGGUCAAAUCAUCCGCGAAUAUCAGUUCUAAAUGAUGGAACACUAAACUUCUCACGUGUGUUGUUAACGGAUACUGGGAUCUACACAUGCAUGGUCACCAAUGUGGCAGGAAAUUCAAAUGCCUCUGCCUAUCUCAAUGUCAGCACGGCUGAGCUGAAUACUUCCAAUUUGAGCUACUUCACGACUGUCACAGUGGAAAUUGUAGAACCAACAUCGGAGGACAUACCGCCGAAGAUCAAGGCAGUUACAACGCCUUCUACGGAAUACAAACCAGCAUUUAUAUCCACUCCUACUGUUCUGCUCCAGAACACCAAGAUGCCAAAACAGGUGUCAGUCCUCACUUCGAAUGGCACAGAAAGACCACCUGCCAGCUUGGAUGAGGUCAUGAAGACCACCAAAAUCAUCAUUGGCUGUUUUGUGGCAGUCACACUUCUUGCUGCUGUUAUGUUAAUAGUAUUUUACAAACUGCGCAAGCGACACCAGCUGAGGAGCACAGUCACUGCUGCAAGGACUAUAGAGAUUAUCCAAGUGGACGAGGAUGUUCCCACAGCAGCAUCGGCCACCGGUAUACCGGGAGAAGGGCCGGUUGUAUUACCCACCAUCCAUGACCACAUGAACUACAACACCUACAAACCAGCACAUGGGGUUCACUGGACAGAGAACAGCAUUGGCAACUCUCUGCACACCACGGCCAGCACCAUCACCACUAUUCAUGAGCCCUAUAUAAUACAAACUCACACCAAGGAGAAGGUACAGGAGACACAGAUUUAACAUUCCCCCUACCCUUUCCUCAUUAUAAAAUGCAAUAGAGUGCACAAAAAAAGGCAGCAACUUUUUUUGUACAGAGUGCAAAAUGAAGACUUUCUUGUAUAUGCUUAUAUAUAAAAAAUAAAAAUAAAACUACUAUGAGCUGGUAAGAGAAGCAGAUUAUAUAAUAAAUUUAAACUAUUUUCUAACUUGUAACUUAUAUUUAAAAACAAACAAAAAGAGAACAAGCUGUUAAGAUACUGUCAUGACAGAAAUGAGGGUGGACCUGUUUAAAAAGGCAUUCUGUAAUUUUUAGAUGAAGCUAUAUAGGAUGCAGUAAAAACCCAUUUAUACCGAGAAGUCUUUCUAAAAAGCCCAGAAUCAGUAUUUACAGGUUUACCUUGUAAAAGCACCAAUAAUUUGUACUGUGCCAAAUGUUAUAAAUGCAAUAAAGGAUUUUUUUUUUUGUUGAAAAAAUUAAAAAUGCAUUUUUAGAUCAAUUCUUGUAGUGUAAAAAAUAAGCAAGCAAGCCCAGAGAGAUCGGAGUAGCUAUCAGCCGAAUGGUUUCGGACUGCACCAUAUUUCUGCAGCUAUAACUUAACUCUCCAGUUGUCUGGUACAUUGUUUGUUUUUUUAACACUAAAAAAAGGCAAGGUCAGUUUUACUUUGGUCCAAACAAAACUUUUUUUUUUUUUUUUUAAUUAAAAUUAAGCACUGAAGUAAAGUGUGAUUUCUAAAGCAAAUGAAUUGUGGUUUCGUUUCAUGAUUUGGGAUUAACAGUAACAGAAAAGAAGAAAAAAAAAAGUAUUGACCAUGGCAUGCUGGCAUUCAUUGAAUUAGGACCAUACAGAACCUUUUUUUUUUUUUUUUUUUUUUAAUUUAAUUAAGACUGGAGCCAUUUAAUUAUUGGGUGAAAAUAACUGCAUUGGUAAUAUAAUGUCAAACAAGGGAAAGUACAGUAUAUCGUUCUAGCAGCUUGUUUCAUAAAAAUAAUUGUUCUGCAGGUUAACUUGGUAUUACUGAUGUGUCAGUUCUUGAAGAUGAUCAUGUUUCCAAUUGUUUAAGGCUGUGAAAAAUCCCUAGAUAACAUUUUAAAAGAUGGCUGGCUGGUUGGCAUUAUUGGGAUAUGAUCUCUGAAUGAUUCAAUGUAAAUAACUACAGUCCUUUCAUUUCAGGCAAGGAAAGCAAUUUAAAAUGAGAUCGAACUAAAGAAUGAUCAAAUUGUACGAAAUAAAAUAAAAUGUUCAAACUGACUGCAGUUUUACUCAAGGCAAUAAGACUAAAUUAGAAUUUGUAUUUUAUUAUUUUGACAGCCGUAUGCUCACGUACAGAAAAAAUGUGAAAUAAUAAAUUAGCAAUGGCAUUUGAGAUAUUAAUGCAAGUGUUAUAUAUAUUACUACUGUUCUGUUUUUGGUAUGUUAUAUUCUAUUUAUAAAUACCUUUAUACAAUUAUAAAAUGACACUCAAUACAAAUAAGCAUUUUCCAAAAACUGAAGUGUUUUUCUUCAACCAAAAGCAAAAUUAGAUAUUUAUGUAACAGCAAUUAUUAGGCUAAAUUUAAUCUGAGCUGAGUGUGCCCCACCCCCCUUCCACAAUUAUGGUAGUUAUGACAAAGGACAAUUAAACAAUUAUUUUGUUGUCCUUGUUAAUUCCAUGCAAUCUUUCACACUUUAGUAUUUUUUUUCUUUUCUUUUCUAUAGUACUGCAGACAGGAAUAAUGGUCACCCAGUUAACUAACCAGUGACAGAUCAACAUUGUUGUCUGCUAAAAUCAUGUUCUGAUGGAUUCAUUUUAGCUAGGGGCGCUUAAAACAUGCAUCCAUCAGUGGUGUUUUUUUUUUUUUUUGCAUUGUAAUACCUUCCUAAAAUGCAUACAUAAAAACAGAAGAGAAUGUUAUAUUGAAAAACUGUUUCUUCACAUUUGGAACAAAUGUACUAGAAUAGACUAUCGGCUCCAUUUAAUUUAGAAGUUUUUUCCAGUACAUGGUCAUAAUGUUGUUCUAUGGGAAUUAGUAGAACAACAAAUGGUACUUAUGGUACUUAGCAAUUGUUUGUCUGGAGGGGAUAAAAAACAAAACAAACACACACAACUUCUAUGCAUGAAGCAUCAAAUAGCAAAGCCAAAAGACAAGUCAACCUUACUCAAAGAAGAGUGCUUGCUUUAAAAUGUACUAAGUUAGUUGAAAUUCACAAAUCAAAGAACUCAGAUAUGCAUGCAUGAAUAAUGCAGCUUUCAACAGUCCUGUUCAAACACAGAAAGUUCUAAUAGAAACAAUUUGCUCUCCAUUUUAAUAUUGCUAAUUACUUCAGAUGAGAGAAGUGUGCCGAAUGGCAGCCACAGUGGAAUGCAGCUCUGCUCAGUAAAGAAUGUUAAACAGACAAGAGUCUGAUUACUAUUGAAUCUGUAACAGUUCACCAAUACUCACACUAAAAUUGUAUCCUUGAAUGAGAUUGUCCAAUGAAAGCAGAAGAUUUUAUAUAUUAGUUGGAAAUCAUUAAAAUUAAAAUAAUUACAUUGCUACAUUUAAAGUAAAAUAUUAGUAUUCACAUGAAAUGCUCAAGUUUGUCAAAAUUGAUUAAAACUACAAAAG
Messenger RNA from Polyodon spathula (Mississippi paddlefish), 5213 nucleotides. Its product is annotated as leucine-rich repeat-containing protein 4-like. The record is from RefSeq and is a predicted model, not a curated record. NCBI's taxonomy places the organism in Eukaryota, Metazoa, Chordata, Actinopteri, Acipenseriformes, Polyodontidae. Gene Ontology annotation, molecular function: protein binding. The coding region runs from base 713 to 2647 and encodes 644 amino acids. Gene Ontology annotation, biological process: excitatory synapse assembly; postsynaptic density protein 95 clustering; modulation of chemical synaptic transmission. The transcript has a single exon. Gene Ontology annotation, cellular component: postsynaptic density membrane; plasma membrane; glutamatergic synapse.